CCGCCCCCUCUCCCUCUGAUCCCUGCUUUUCGCAGCAUUGCAGCAGAGAGCAGCCGCAGCCGCCCCGAUCAGCACCAUGGCCAGCACCGUGUCAGCCUACAAGGAGAAGAUGAAGGAGCUGUCCAUGCUGUCCCUGAUCUGCUCCUGCUUCUACUCCCAGCCACACGCCAGCACCAUCUAUCAGUAUGAAGACAUGGAAGUGAAACAGUUAAAUAAAAGGGCAUCCGGGCAGAGCUUCGAGGUCAUUUUGAAGUCACCUUCGGACUUGUCACCUGACAGCCCACCCCUCGCUGUGUCCCCCAGGAAGAGGGACAUCUCUCUGGAGGAGCUUCAGAAGAGACUGGAGGCUGCAGAGGAGAGGCGGAAGUCCCAGGAGGCACAGGUGCUCAAACAGCUGGCGGAGAAACGGGAACAUGAGCGAGACGUCCUCCAUCGGGCCAUCGAAGAUAACAACAACUUCAGCCGCAUGGCCGAGGAGAAACUGAACUACAAGAUGGAGCUGAGUAAGGAGAUCCGCGACGCACACCUGGCUGCGCUGAGGGAUCGUCUCCGCGAGAAGGAGCUGCACGCGGCAGAAGUUCGCAGGAACAAGGAGCAGAGAGAAGAGAUGUCUGGAUGAAAGCCGCCGUCGAACGAGCUUCCGCGCCCAUUCCCCAAAUCCGCAGACCAAACUAUUUUAUUUCAAAGUCAUCCAUCCGGCCUCCUCGCUCCAUAUCCUCUCCUUUUUCCCUCUCCUCUCCUCACUCCAUCUCUCCACCCUCGUCUUAACUUCAUGGCUUUAUAUUUCUCACCUCCAUGACAUCACACGUCCGCGGGGGGUGGGGGGU
Spea bombifrons (plains spadefoot toad) is the source of this 827-nucleotide messenger RNA. It is a transcript of the gene STMN3, whose product is annotated as stathmin 3. Gene Ontology annotation, molecular function: tubulin binding. The transcript has 5 exons. NCBI's taxonomy places the organism in Eukaryota, Metazoa, Chordata, Amphibia, Anura, Pelobatidae. Gene Ontology annotation, biological process: microtubule depolymerization; neuron projection development; regulation of microtubule polymerization or depolymerization. The coding region runs from base 77 to 619 and encodes 180 amino acids. The record is from RefSeq and is a predicted model, not a curated record. Gene Ontology annotation, cellular component: cytoplasm; neuron projection.